CUUCAGAUGCUCAAAAACAUGCAAUUGAAACUUUAUUAUUUUGUCCAGUAAACUGUAGUUAUUGAAAACUUAUUAAAUCACUCCUUAUUUCGAUGCUCCAACAACUAGACAUCAUGAUCAAAUAUGUGAGGGCGUGUGUUUAUUAUGUCUGUAUUUAUUCGUUCUCAAAAAAUACAAAACAUUUGAUUUGUUUUCAUUCAAAACUGGUGUUUGUCUAUUAUACAAACUAGUGUGGAUAUGCUUUAAUUUGAAGCUGUUGAUCUGUCGCAUUGUGAAAACGCAUUUACUUUGAUUGGACAGAUAUAAUGUUCAACACACAAACAAACACACACGCACACAGACACACAUACUCACAGUAGUGCAUCUGUGCAGGCUCUCUUGAGCGCAGCGGCGUGUUUAAAUGCUCUGCUCAGCCGUCUUCCCAUUGGCUGCUUGUGGUAGAUGAUGUUCGCCAAUCACACACAGAACUGUACAAAGAGAUCUACUCCCUCCCCCUCACCAGCUUCAGCACCACCAACGUUAACAGUGCAACGAGCUGCUGGACGGUGUGUGAUGCGUUUAUAGCUCAGAUAUGAAAGUUAGAUCGUAUAUUUAAGCUUCUGAAAUGAACGGCAAUGCAUGGAAUAUGUCAAUCGGAGUGGCCAAGCCUCUAAUAGAAGUGGAUGUUAUUUUCGAUUUUCUCUAUGGGAAAUAACACAUCCUAACGGAUCUGGGAUGACAAAGACAAUGCACUACCGAGACUGGAGAUGGCAGGCGAUUUGGUGGCAUUAUUUCUUUCUCCUGUGGAGUACAACAGCCGCACAGACUCGUCACAGCAUCCCAGAGGAGCUAAAGCAGGGUUCUGUGGUAGGAAAUCUAGCGAAAGACCUUGGUUUGGGACUGUCUGAGAUUUUCAACCGUAAACUGCGUGUAUCCUCUGAGGCUGAUGAGCAGUAUUUCAGUGUGGAUGCGGGGAAGGGCGAGCUGGUGGUGAAUGACAGAAUAGACAGAGAGGCUUUGUGUGGACAAAGCGUCAGCUGCGUGUUGCCUCUGCAGAUUGUCCUUGAAACCCCCCUAACUUUACAUCGAAUUGAGGUAGAAAUUAAGGAUAUAAAUGAUAACGCCCCCAGAUUUCACUCAAAGGAAACGGCUUUGAAAAUUUCUGAAUCGGCAGCCGUGGGAGCUCGAUUUCGAUUACAGAGCGCAGAAGAUUUAGAUGUUGGAAGUAAUUCGGUGAAAUCGUACACGCUUACCAAAAACGACUGUUUUACGUUGAAAAUGAAGGAGGUUGAGGAUGGAAAAACUGUUCCGGAGCUAGUGUUAGAGAAGCCACUGGACAGAGAGAAGAAAGCAGUUCACCAGCUUCUGCUGACAGCAUUAGACGGUGGGAAUCCAGUCAUGUCUGGAACCUCACAGAUCACAAUCACUGUGCUUGAUGUAAAUGAUAAUUUCCCAGUAUUUGAUCAAAAUUCAUAUAAGGUUUCCUUACCUGAGAAUACUGCAAAGUAUACUUUUGUUAUUAAGGUGACAGCAACUGACGCUGACGAGGGACCAAACGGUGAAGUUAAUUUCUCUUUUGACUCCCGGACGCUUGAUUCUGUCACAUCAAUGUUUGAAAUCAAUUCAGUAACGGGUGAAAUAUAUUUGAAAGGAGAUUUAGAUUAUGAAAAAGACACAUCUUACAAAAUAGAAAUAACUGCAAAAGACAAAGGUGUUCCUGAAAUGGAGAGUCACUGUCGUCUGCAGAUAGAUGUUGUGGAUGUUAAUGAUAAUACUCCAGAAAUUGUUCUCACCUCUGAACCACAGCCAGUGCGCGAGGACGCACCGAGUGGCACAGUGGUGGCUUUGCUCAACGCACGUGACGCGGACUCGGGUAAUAACAGCAAAGUAACACUGCAGCUACCCAAAGGUUCUCCUUUUACGCUAAAACCAUCAUUUUCUAAUAAUUAUGCACUGGUAACAAAAGGUGUUUUGGACCGAGAGCGUUUCUCUCAGUAUAACAUUGAGAUCACAGCCACUGAUUCAGGUUCUCCUCCUCUGUCCAGUAAGAAAACUAUUCCGGUUACUGUCGCUGAUGUGAAUGACAACCCUCCUGUAUUCACUCAGUCCUCCUAUAAUGUAUAUUUAAAAGAGAAUGGAGUUCCAGGAUCUAUACUGUACUCAGUAUCAGCCUCUGACCUGGAUUUUGGAGAAAAUGCUAAAAUCUCUUACUCUAUACUGGACUCUAAAGUGCAGGACGUUUCUGUCUCAUCGUAUGUUUACAUUAACUCAGAUAACGGAAGCAUCUACAGCAUGCACUCGUUUGACUAUGAGAAACUCAAGGUGUUUCAGAUUCAGGUUCAGGCAAAGGAUCAGGGCUCUCCGUCUCUCAGCACCAACGCUACUGUCCAUGUUUUUAUCCUGGACCAGAACGACAACGCACCCGCUGUUAUUUACCCCUCCUCCGCUGCCAUGGGCUCCCUCUCUCAUCAGAGGAUGCCCCGUCCCGCCAAAGCGGGUCACCUGGUUACCAAGGUGACAGCUGUGGACGCUGACUCGGGCCAUAACGCCUGGAUCUCCUACAAACUGACGGAGGCCACAGACGCGUCUCUGUUCACUGUCAACCUGUACACAGGGGAGGUGAGGACUAAACGCGCUGUGUCCGAGCAGGACGACUCCUCUCAGAGGCUGCUUAUAGAGAUCAGAGACGACGGGGAACCGGCCCAGUCCUCCACCGUCACGGUGUCCAUCCUGCUGGAGGACGGUCUCCAUGAGCCCAUCUUAGACCUGCGACAGAAGGUAGCAGAGCCCAGCAAGAAAAAUGGGAGAAUCGCCCUUUAUCUGAUUCUCUCUCUGGCCUCGGUGUCCGUGCUGUCUCUGUUGACUUUUCUCAUCUUAGCGGUUAAAUGCAUCAGGAACAGCAGAAGCAGCGGUAGUUGCUGCAUGAGACGGAGCGACUGUGAUGAUUACAAGAACCCCAACAGAAACCUGCAGAUUCAGCUCAACUCUGAUGGACCCAUAAAGUACGUGGAGGUGCUGGGAGGAGACAUGUUGUCUCAGAGUCACUCCUUCAGGUCCUGUAUGUCUCCAAUGUCAGAGUACAGUGAUUUCACUUUGAUUAAGCCCAGCAGCACCACUGACUUUAAGGAGGUGAUCAGUGUCCUGGAUGCGUCUUUACCUGACAGCACCUGGACCUUUGAGAGCCAGCAGGUGAGCAGACAUAUAAUUGAACUGCUGUGUAAUCUAUAUCACAUGCUGCUGUUGGUAACAAGUCACAAACACUUGCGAUUUUAUAUUUUACCUGCAUGUGUAUAGUUUGGUAUUUGUAUGUGUUUUUAACUUGUGAUACUACAUUGUCAUAUUU
Solea senegalensis (Senegalese sole) is the source of this 3322-nucleotide messenger RNA. RefSeq names its product protocadherin gamma-C5-like. The record is from RefSeq and is a predicted model, not a curated record. The transcript has a single exon. Bases 619 to 3273 code for a protein of 884 amino acids. Gene Ontology annotation, cellular component: plasma membrane. NCBI's taxonomy places the organism in Eukaryota, Metazoa, Chordata, Actinopteri, Pleuronectiformes, Soleidae. Gene Ontology annotation, biological process: homophilic cell-cell adhesion. Gene Ontology annotation, molecular function: calcium ion binding.